Molecule: messenger RNA, 696 nt
Organism: Strongyloides ratti
Lineage: Eukaryota; Metazoa; Nematoda; Chromadorea; Rhabditida; Strongyloididae
Exons: 2
Coding region: 1-696 (231 amino acids)
Source: RefSeq, a predicted model, not a curated record
AUGGAAUCAUUACAACGUUCUGUUUAUCGUCACAUUGGUGACUUAUCUUAUAAAAGAAAAGCAAAAAAGCUUGUCUCUGAGACAUCUUCAAAAAAUUCACCUCCUUAUUUGUCAAAUAAUAAUUUAGGAUUAAAUUAUCAGAUGAAUCCUUGUUACUUAUAUGAUCCAAACCAGAAUUUAACUGACAAAAUAAAUUAUAAUUUUAAUAAUAUCAAUAUAAAUAAUCAAAAAUUUGAAACAAAAGAGGAAGACAAUGAUUAUAUUAAAAGUGACAAUAAUACUCAUAAUUCAAGUAACAAUAAGAUAAAUAAUGUAUCUUCUUCAAAAAGAUUAACAUCAUUCAUUUCUAAACCGGCUGUACAAUCAAAGAAAGUUUCUAAUUCUAUAACUAAAAUAUUUGGUUUAAAAAAACAUGAUAAAAUGGUUAAUGAAAUUGACAAUAUUAACUCUUUUUCAAAUAUUGCUGAAGAUGAAAACAUAAAUAAUAUAUCAUCUAAAAUUAAUGAUAAAAAUAAUAAUGAUCAAAUUGUUUUGUCUUCUAUAAAUAUAGAAGAUGAUUGUCAGGAGAAGGAAAAAGUUUUAACUAAAUUUCAAAAACUUAAAAAAGGUUUAAAUGUUGUUGAUCCCAGGAAGGUCAAACCAAAUGCAAAAAAGAACGAGUAUAAAGAAUGUUUAAUUUUAAGUGAUGAAGAAUAA